AUGCGGGCUUCGUUUUUGGCCCCAUCAUUUGCUUCGCUCCGCACAAAAUAAUAUUUACGCCCCUCAGCUUCUGCAAUCCCAUACUCUGGCGCUACAGUUCCAAACACUUUGCUGCCAGUUACUCGCAGCGCUGCGAAGAUAUUGGCUGGAAUACCGAGCCCGUUGUGUUCAUCUUCAUCCAGCAACAAACCGCCUGGCAGAGCGAUGCCUUCAGGGAAAAUCGUCCUGUCCAGCGUCAAAAAUUCACGCCCACUUUGCCCGUCACGCAUCACCAGCACAUCAACCGUCUUACGCACCAUGACGCCCUGA
Stylonychia lemnae is the source of this 309-nucleotide messenger RNA. The record is from the annotation of a GenBank genome assembly. NCBI's taxonomy places the organism in Eukaryota, Ciliophora, Spirotrichea, Sporadotrichida, Oxytrichidae.